Molecule: messenger RNA, 1774 nt
Organism: Gracilinanus agilis (Agile Gracile Mouse Opossum)
Lineage: Eukaryota; Metazoa; Chordata; Mammalia; Didelphimorphia; Didelphidae
Gene: GNPDA1
Product: glucosamine-6-phosphate deaminase 1
Exons: 6
Coding region: 132-791 (219 amino acids)
Biological process (GO): N-acetylglucosamine catabolic process; N-acetylneuraminate catabolic process; carbohydrate metabolic process
Cellular component (GO): cytoplasm
Molecular function (GO): identical protein binding; glucosamine-6-phosphate deaminase activity
Source: RefSeq, a predicted model, not a curated record
CACGCUCAGUCUCCGGAGUUGAAGGAGCCCGGGAGCUAGGCUCGAGGAGCACGCCCGAAAAAUGCUACCAGAAGCUGAUUGAGUAUUAUAAGAAUGGGGACUUGUCCUUCAAGUAUGUGAAGACAUUUAACAUGGAUGAGUAUGUGGGCCUCCCACGUGACCACUCUCAGAGCUACCACACCUUCAUGUGGGAGAAACUCUUCAAGCACAUUGACAUUAGCCCUGAAAACACCCAUAUCCUGGAUGGGAAUGCAGCUGAUCUGCAGGCAGAAUGUGAUGCUUUUGAAGAGAAGAUCAAGGAAGCUGGAGGGAUCGAGCUCUUUGUUGGAGGUAUUGGCCCUGAUGGGCACGUCGCCUUCAAUGAGCCUGGCUCAAGUUUGGUGUCUAGGACCCGAGUGAAAACUCUGGCCAUGGAUACCAUCCUAGCCAAUGCCCGGUUCUUCGAUGGAAAAAACUCCCAAGUCCCCACGAUGGCUCUGACUGUGGGUGUGGGCACAGUCAUGGAUGCCAGAGAGGUCAUGAUCUUAAUUACGGGGGCCCAUAAGGCAUUUGCACUGCACAAGGCCAUUGAGGAAGGGAUAAAUCACAUGUGGACUGUGUCUGCCUUCCAGCAGCACCCCCAAACAAUAUUCGUGUGUGAUGAAGAUGCCACACUGGAGCUUAAAGUAAAAACUGUCAAAUAUUUCAAAGGGUUGAUGCUUGUUCAUAACAAGCUAGUGGAACCACUGUACAGUAUAAAAGAAACAAAAACAGAGACAAGCCAGUCUACCAAGACACCAUAUAGUGACUGAUUUGCCCUCAGAAGCCUGCUUUCCAAUCCCCCAAAGAGGUAUACAGGCUUUUAGGAAGGAAAAAAAAAAUCUUUAAUCAAGUCUAUAUUAUGUCCUCUCCAAACAUUGGGCUAUCUACCUUUGAUGAAAAUGGGUGUGGUGAGUAGAUUGUACUCUACUGUAAGGGUUGACGUUUACAGAAAUAGGUAUUUUGCUCUGUAAUCUGUAUUUCCUAUUUUCUAUUGUCAUGUUCUAUGAACGUUUUUUUUUUUUACGUGCCCCAUGGCACAGGGGAAAUGUGAACACACCCCUCCCUAGAACUGGUGAUUGUGGAAGCAUAGUCCUCGGGAAAGUUGGCGUAGAGGACUAUCUACUUCUCUUCUUUUCCUUGUCUUGCUUCCUUUCCUUGUCUUUUUCACAGCAGCCCCCUUCUCAGGAUUAGAUUUGGUAGAGCCAGACUAUACAUGUUGAAAGGUCUGCUUAAUAAACUUUGCUCACCCUCAUUUAAAAAUGCCCAUGUACUUUGCCAUCAUGUAAUAAUUCAUUCAAUAAACAUUUUAUCAUCAUACACUAUGACAACAUACUAGGUACUGAAAGCUAUACAAAGAUCAGUUCUUUUCUCAGCCCUCUAGGAUCUUUGUCCAUUGGGGAUAACCAGUCUUAUACCACAGAUAUAUUUUGCCUCUUAGAACAUUUCAUGCUGUUUACAGUUCCCCCAUUGUUCACUCUACUAUAGGAUUGCCACACCUUCAUGCCUUCCUACUGUAUAAUCUUUUAUGUGCCUAUGGGAAGCUGCUACUGGCUCCAUUUUUGGGGGAAAAAAAUCUUAAGAGUCUGAUUCAGGUGCCUCUGACAAUUUUUAAAUAACUGUGUUUUCUACUUGUAUUUCAAUUUUGCCUUUUAUGUAAUUAGUAAAAUUCUGUUUUAAGCUGAUGGAUAAAUGAACUUAUUUGCAAUGUAAUAUAUUUUCUAUUAAAUUGAAUAUUUUCAAAUCGAAUAAGGUG